Gryllus bimaculatus (two-spotted cricket) is the source of this 843-nucleotide messenger RNA. The record is from the annotation of a GenBank genome assembly. NCBI's taxonomy places the organism in Eukaryota, Metazoa, Arthropoda, Insecta, Orthoptera, Gryllidae.
CUCCUUGGAGCGGUUCUCCCGACCGCUCACCUGUCACCCCACCUGGAGGCCACGCAGGCCGCGUGGCGGGAGGGCGUCAGCGAGGCGGGGCCCGCGCCAUUGUAUAAAGGCGGCCAUGGCUCUGGGCCGCAGAGUAUUUUCUCAGUGGCGGUCGCCCGUCUCAACAUGAAGCGCCUCGUGCCUUUGGUGGUUCUGACUUUCGCCGCGGCGGUGGCGGAAGGCGGUGGAUAUGGCCUGUACUCCGGCUACGGCAGCGGCAGCUACGGCGGCAGUGGCUACGGCAAUGGCUACGCGAGUGGCUACGGCAAUUACGGCAGCAGCUAUGGCGGUUACGGGGGCGGGUAUCGAGGAUACUACGAUAGGGAUCGGUACUUUGAUAGGGACCGGUACUACGACAGAGACAGGUAUUCCAACGGUGGCUACUACGGAGGCAGUCGGCCAAGCUACAGCGGUUACGGAGGCAACGGAUACGGAGGACACGGGGGAAAUUACGGAGGCGGAUACUACAGCGGUAGCUACGGAGGAUAUCGCCCAAGUAACUAUGGUGGUUAUGGAGGUUCCGGAUGGUACGAUCGGUAUGAUGGUUACCAGAGACCAAACGGUUAUUACAGCGGCUCCGGAAGCAAUUAUGGGGGCUACGGUGGCUAUGGUGGUUAUGGAGGCUCGGGUGGUUAUGGGGGUUCUGAGGGUUAUGGAGGUUCUGGAGGGUUUGGAGGUUCUGGUGGUUACAGUGGCUACGGUGGUUACGGAGGUUCUGGAGGCUACGGCGGUUACAGACCCUACGACGGUUACUCCGGCUACGGAGCCUACCGGCCCUUCGACAACUACCAUGGCAACUGGUAG